Molecule: messenger RNA, 3110 nt
Organism: Umbelopsis ramanniana AG
Lineage: Eukaryota; Fungi; Mucoromycota; Umbelopsidomycetes; Umbelopsidales; Umbelopsidaceae
Exons: 21
Coding region: 34-3069 (1011 amino acids)
Biological process (GO): protein polyubiquitination
Cellular component (GO): nucleus; cytoplasm; ubiquitin ligase complex
Molecular function (GO): ubiquitin-ubiquitin ligase activity
Source: RefSeq, a predicted model, not a curated record
AGAGUGCUCGUUUAGCUAGAAGUGAGAAAAGAAAUGUCUAACGCAGGACAGUCACCAUCGAUGCAAACGACGCCAUCGCUCAACUCACCAGUUUCCAUCAAUGCGGCCUUUGACGACUGGCAGAAUAAGGCUAUCAGCAAGAUUUUGAACGUCACUUUGAAUGCCAAAAAUAUGGAGCAGGCUGUCUAUUUGUCGGGUUUGGAUAACGAACUUUACGAGGAAUUGGGCGACUCCGUUGCAAAACCAUACAACAUCACUAAAGAUACACUUGAUCGAGCCUUGGUCGCACGCCUUUCCAUUGAUCCACAAGAGCUAAAUCCAAACGAUGCAAGCUUAUCGGCGUUCGGUCGCAAGGAGAUCCUUCUUCCACACUUCGAGUACCUGCUUCAAUCUUGGUCCAGAGCUCAAGAUAUCAGAAGAAAUUUGAUAGCGCGAAGCAAAAAUAUCGAUGCCAAAACCCUUCAACAAAGAAUUGCUGUGAUUGACAGUGCUAAAGAUCUACUUGUCUCAUAUGCCGGCUUAGUCACGCAGAUGCCAGGCAUGUUUCCUCAGAGCUCUGAAACUAAAGAGGGCACGGAAUUGCUGAAGGAGAAGCUUUUGGUGGGAAUAGAUAAUGGGAAUGGGUUGCCCUCAGAAUAUGUGGAUGCAAUGAUUGCUCGUUUUGACGGCGAUGGGCUGGAAGGGAUUUUUGGCCCCCCAUUACUAUCUAUUUCUCGAGAUCUCACGAAUAUGACCAUAUUGGAUGAAUUUCUGGCGCCGAUGAGGGUUCUUGCUCAGGUGACUCUUUACAAACCUAUCGCCAGUAUGUUACCAUUGCUUGAUGAAUUCGACCCUGAAAAUGCUGUGGCGAACAAUAUUGAGGUUGUUUCCUUGCUUGGACCUUUCUUUAGACUUUCUGGUUUUCCGGAUGUAGCUCCAAAAGUUGCCGAAUCCUAUUUCAAAAACCCUGAAACUAGGACUGGUGCGGAUAUAGAAUCGACCGUCAACACUGUGAGAUCCACUGUACAUAGCAUUCGAAUUUCUGUACAUCAAAUUAUGAACAAUAUGGUGCGAGCGUCCCCUGAGACAAGACAACAGCUUAUUAAUUAUCUUCAACACAUCAUCCAACUUAAUUUGAAACGCGCUCAAAUGAGAGUUGACAAAACACAGGUGUCCUCAGAUGGUCUUUUGAGCAAUAUUACCCAAGGGUUACUCAACCUAUGUGAUCCGUUUCUCGACUUUAGAGCCAGCAAGAUCGAUAAGGUUGAAAUCGACCAUAUCUUUGGCAGCGAUUGGCUCAAUCUCAAAGAAGAAACGCUGCUCAAUGCUGCAAAGCCAGAAUCAGACGAAUUUUACGACAAGAAGCUGUCAGAAAAGAAAGGCUCAAAUUUCAUUACUCAAGUAUUCACCCUUACCUUGGCCUAUUUACACUACGGUCCCAUCAAAUCCUUUUCGGACUAUCAAGAACAAGUAAAGGCUUGUGCUGACUUCAAACAGGAGUUGGAGGACUAUGAAAGAAAUCAAAUGAACGAUCCCGUCAAUGCUCCCAUGGCUAAUAUCAUUUUGCAGCGAGGAAAGAACAAAUUGACCAGUAUGGAGUCGAACAAACUAGCCAUGGAGGCUAUGGUGCUCGACAAGGAUUUUCUAUCUCACACCAUGAGAUUUUAUAACUUCGUCAUGAGCUGGAUGGUUCGAUUGGUGGAUCCAAAGGGCAAGCACCCUUGGGAGACAGUCAGUCUUCCCUUACCGAAAGAUGUACCAGUACCGUUCUCCAUGCUCCCUGAAUGGAUUGUGCAAGACAUUGUUGAUUUUUUUGUCUUCCUUGGAAAGCAAGCAUAUCAUCAUCGAAUCUUAAAGUCAAAUUCCCAAGCAGAAUUGAUUACCUUCAUCAUCACAUUCCUAUCGAAUGGCCAGUAUAUCAAAAAUCCAUAUUUGAAGGCAAAGCUUGUAGAGAUUCUGUGCUACUUCACAUACCCCAUUGGACAAGGAAUUCCUGGUGACCUUGAAGACGCCCUGCACUCUCAGCAGAUAUCAUUGAAGUACUUGAUGCCGGCAAUGUUAAAUUUGUUUGUUGAGGUGGAGCAAACUGGAGCAAGUUCUCAAUUUUACGACAAGUUCAACAUUCGUUACAACAUCAGUGAAGUCAUGAAAAACCUGUGGAGCAACCAAUCGCAUAGAGAUAGUUUGCGAAAAUCCACUGCGAACCACGAACUUUUCAUUCAAUUUGCCAAUAUGCUGAUGAGUGACGUAACAUACCUACUCGAUGAAAGCUUGACUCGUUUAACCGAAAUUAAAGGUUUGGAAGAUGAGUUGGGGCACCCUUCACCUGAACUUGCGGCGAAUCCUCAAUUGCUAAGAGAGCGUCAAGCGACUUUGACUGGUAACGAAAGGCAAGCACGAUUUUAUGUCACUAUGGGCAACUCAACAGUGCAUAUGCUGGAAUACCUUACAAAGGAAAUUCCUGAACCUUUCAUGGCUGGAGAAAUUGUCGACCGCUUAGCUGCCAUGUUGGAUUAUAACUUGUCACAACUGGUGGGACCAAAAUGCACAGAACUGAAGGUCAAAAAUCGGGAGAAAUAUCACUUUGCACCACGAACUCUGCUUGCUCAGAUUAUCGAUAUAUAUCUCAACCUCAACUCGGAUACUUUUGUGAAGGCGGUUUCAAGAGAUGAGCGAUCCUACCAAAAGAACUACUUUUCAAGAGCUGCGUCCAUUCUCCUCAAACAUGGUUUGAAGUAUCGGGAUGAUAUAGCUGAGCUAGAACGGUUUGUCAACAGAGUAGAAAUUUCCAGACAAGAAGAACAUGAAGAAGAGGACGAACUCGGCGACAUUCCAGACGAGUUUAUAGAUCCCAUCUUAUCGCAUCUCAUGGAAGAUCCCGUUGUGCUUCCAACUUCCAAUAUGAUUGUUGAUCGCAGCACCAUAAGAGCACAUCUGUUGGGUGACAAGAGGGACCCCUUCAGCCGUGCACCUCUUUCAAUGGAUAUGAUCAAACCAGCUACUGAUUUAAAGGAACAGAUCAUGGAGUGGAGAAAGCAGCGAAAGAUUUCAAGCCAAGGAAAGCUUGAUAUUAUGGAUACUACACCGUAGAUAAAAAUUCUGGAAUAAAAAAGAUUGAGACUAAUUAAAUA